Molecule: messenger RNA, 1236 nt
Organism: Paracoccidioides brasiliensis Pb18
Exons: 2
Coding region: 1-1236 (411 amino acids)
Source: RefSeq, a predicted model, not a curated record
AUGGUUCGCUUGAACUUGGCCGCAGUCCUGCUCUCCUUAGGGGGAGCAGAUGCCUUGUCAGAUCGCCUUCUUCCUCGAGAAACUGUUCAACUAAUGGCUGAUGUUUUCGGCAUGUCUCCUCUCCCUACUGACCCUCCUGGAGUUCCCCGUGGACUUCCAAAGGAAUUGGCGGCUCGAGCAGUGCGGACAGCGAUUGAUUAUCCGGCUCCUGGAUAUUAUUGCGGUCUGGUAAACGGCGAUAUUAAUAACCUGUUGACUUGUGCGUUUGCUGGUGCCAACUGCGUACAAUACGGUACAGCUGUGGGCUGUUGCGCAAGUUCAAAUGCCCAACAAUGUACCGACAUAGCGACUAAGUGUUUGAAUUGGGAAGACAAAUGCGACGAGGCAUGUUCAAAAGAUCCUAGAAUUAUUCGAUGUGCAGAAACGACACUGCCUUUUUGUGGAACAUACUUCUUUGGUAAUGGCAAACAACUCUUGGGGUGCAGAGCAUCCGUAGGUGUGUCGUCACAGGUUGUUCUGUUAUCAGAGUACUUUUCCUCCCGUUAUGGACCAAACUAUCAGACUCUAGCGGGUACAUCAUCAGUUCUGUCGAUGUCUCUCUCUCCUGGCACCGCAACCGAAACUGCAGAGCCGACGGCUACCCGCACCUCGCCUUCAAAACCCCAAAAUUCUGGUGACGUUAUUGGUGACAAGGAUGACGGCGAUGGGGGGAAGGGUAAAAAGAAGCUUGGAGGGGGGACAAUUGGUGGAAUUGUUGCCGGAGCUGUUGUUGGUAUCAUUGCUAUCGCUGCAAUCAUCGUAUUCUUCUAUCGUAAAGGCAAGAAGAACGGUAGUACUCAGGGUCUAGCACCAACUGCACCGUUGAUGCAAGAACAACAAUACGGCCAACCUGUAGUUGGAGCGGGGUAUUUUGCACCCGAACAAAAGGCCCCGCCAUACAGCCCCGGCUAUGCUCCUCAGGUCCACCAACCCCCGCCAGGUCCGUCCGAAAUGGCAGGCUCGCCCAUUCAAAACCCCCUACAGGCGCAAUCACAGCCUCUUCUAGGUGCAUCAACCGAAUACUAUAACCAAAGCAGAGGAAAUUCAUAUAUACAGCCCGGAAGCCCGCCGACAAACUCUACCAGUCCUCAGCUGGGUACCUCGCGUCCAGUAAGCCUGCACCGGCUGAGUGCGACACACAAUGGACCCGUACCGGAGGAUAUCUAUGAAAUGCCUGCUGCUGACAGAAGGCGGUGA